This is a messenger RNA of Cynoglossus semilaevis (tongue sole), 2827 nucleotides long. RefSeq lists its product as uncharacterized. The transcript is spliced from 5 exons. NCBI's taxonomy places the organism in Eukaryota, Metazoa, Chordata, Actinopteri, Pleuronectiformes, Cynoglossidae. Bases 276 to 1868 code for a protein of 530 amino acids. The record is from RefSeq and is a predicted model, not a curated record.
AUGCACAGGAAAUGGUUUUGUUUAUAGGCAGUAACGUCCUGUCGACCCCAGCGCCUCACUCUAAAAUGUGUUUUUGUCAGUGUUUCUGAACCACUUCUCUCUGAUGUGACUCGGUUACUUCAGCGGGACCGAUAAAGCUCAAAGGGGAUUUUCGCCGCGAGCCUCUUUUACCGUAAGUCUGCAGCUAUAUCACCGCAGCACUAUAGUGCGAUGACCGUGGACGGAGUGGAUCGCUCUGAGAUCUGUUGAAUUAUUGUGGGGAUCCUACAUCUAUUAUGGCGAGUGGAAACAUGAGCCACGACUCUCGGAACAGCGACUAUCUCCAUGCCAUGGGCAGUACCGCUGAUUUCUCCAGCUCUACAGCGAUUGUCAACGGCGUAUUAGACAUGCCACAGGAAAGCUUCACAACAACAGGUGACAACAGCACCCAAGAGCGGCCCGCCGCGUCUCUGACGCCGGAGUUCCCCGAACCAACCGUGGGUGCGGAGGUGGACUGUCCUGGGGACAGUUAUAUGGAAGCGUCAAGUUUGUUGUCGCAGAACGAGGGCCAUCAAAAAAUUGCAUCGUCGGAAAUUGUGUCGGCCGUUCCUCCUGCUGGCCAGCGGGGCGGUCGGCGGCGCCCUCAUCGGCCGGAGGACAGGAACUGCUGCUGCUGCGACGUCAAGUUCGAGCGGCAGGGUCGCAGCUUCAACCGGAGGGCGGUUUAUACCUUUACCACCGCAGCCACUGUCAAGUGGGCUUUCCCCGAAUCUGUGGUUCAUGACAAGUCCUUUCUGUGUGAGACGUGUGCUCAGCUGAUCCGGACCAAAUGUAAACGCAAACAGACGGGGAAGCGCUGUCUGUGGGUAAAACCCCCUGUCGCUAAACAGCCAGAAGGCACUGAGAGGAAGAAGAAGGAGCGCCGGAUGGGUAAGAAGAGCAAGGCUGCACAACUUGUGAGCAAAUCCUGCUACAAGGCUGCUUUAAAGACGCUGUGGUCUGCUAAAGGAGCCAGGAAACCCAUGAUGGACUUUUGGUGUAGACAGCUGAAAGAAGAGAUGAAGCUGCUGUCUCGGCAGCAAGGAAGUCCAUUUCAUCAGAAGGUGUCGAGCAGAAAGGCGCUGACGUCGUUCCCCUGGCGACGAUGUCUGAGUUGGGCACAGGACAGAGCUCCUCUCGUCACCACCUGCCUGCGUUCACUGUUCCCCGACAUCGGCACUCUCACCAAGAUCGGACACUCACUGUCAGAGGAGCAGGCACAGGCACUGCUCGAGCGCAGGUCUGUGGUGGCGCUCUCCAUCCCACUCUUCACCAGAAACAUCUGGAAGAACAACUUCCUGCAGGCUGCUCUUGGUGCCGAGCUGCGCCUGCAGGGCUGCUCCGGCUCUGCCAUCGAUACUCUCAACACCCUGGGACUGUGUCAAAACAAGGACACUAUCAGGUUGCUGCUGCAGAGACUCCUGUUUGGGAAACGGACUGAUGGUCAGAGAAUAAAGUUGAAGGGAGAACCGAUGUCAGACGUGGAGGAAGAAGACAUCGGAGAAGAAGUUGAAGUGGAACUGGAGGAGGAUGACGAGGAAGAAGAGGACGAGGAGGCGGAAAUUGAGUUAGAAGUACAAGGGGCAGAGGAAGUGGAUGAGGAAAACGUGCAGAUCGGAGAAGAGAUGAUUGAUGACGAGGAUGAGGAAGAUCAAGCUGUGCUGCAAAAAGAGGAGAAGAAGAGGAGGAGGAAAGAGAAGAAUCUCAGGAGGGACAGAGGACAACAAAACGCAGAGGAAGAGGACGAUGAUGGAGCUGAGCAAAAGAAGAGGAGGGUGGUGGUGGUGAGGUUUGGUGAUGACACUCAGACUUUAGAUGAUCUGACCUUUCAGCUGCCUAAGGCCUUAUAGAGCACAGCCCUAAGUACAACUGUUCCCAGCCCCAAAAAUCAGAUCAUCGUUACAGCCCAUUUAAUUUAAUCAUCUUUUUAUGUUAAAACCCAACAUGUAAUCAAUCAAAUAAUAAACACAUUACCACUUAACUACAUGCUAAUAUAUUGCUGGAGUCAUUUCUUCAUUAUCAACACAACUCCUUUUUUCCCCAUUACUGUUAGUUCUAAUUUCAACAAAGGCCAAUCUCUUCUCUGCACCUUAGUCUGGUUCUAAAAACAUUUUCCGCAUCCCCAUGAGGUGUAAACAGCACAGUAAAGAAGUCAGUCAAAAAAGAUAGUUUGAGUUUCCUGACGUCAGCAGGUGACCGUCAGAUUAAAGUUGAAGGGUCUUUAUUGGAGAUGACCACAGGUUUCUUCAGUUCAGUUGUUUAAUUUGAUAAUCAGACAUCAAGUGGCCCUUAUUGAUCCGCUGUGAAAAGACUCAAAGGUUCAGUUUGUCUGUUUGAGGCACAAUCGAGACUUUGUUUUCAUCUGACGUGCAUCAGAUUUCAACAGUUGUUUUACCAAAUUUGACUCGCCACUUUUCUUUUAAAUGCUAAAUAAAAUAAAAGUUGAGAAUUUAAAAGCAAAUCUGACCUUGGUUUCUUAUUUCACUUGCUGUAAACCAAGAAAAUGAGAGUGUAUCUUUGCAAACGUUCACUCUUAGAGUUAUAGGGACAUCACAUAUGUAUUCAGUGCCUGCAGUUAUUUGAUCAGUCAGUUUAAUUUAGCAGAAUACAAUCUGUACAAUGUUGAUAAGAUAAAAAAAAAAAGCAUUUUAGUUUGUUAAAAGAAUGACUGGGUUUUUGUUGUUGUUGCAUUGAAGGUUCAAUUGUUGAUCUUUUGUUUCAAGUGUCAGGUCAUACUGUGAUGGUUGUGAUUCCCCCCCACACUGCUGGUUCCUGUUAUCAUUUGCCAAUAAACAAUGUCUUGUCUUGG